Molecule: messenger RNA, 4481 nt
Organism: Schistosoma intercalatum
Lineage: Eukaryota; Metazoa; Platyhelminthes; Trematoda; Strigeidida; Schistosomatidae
Source: the annotation of a GenBank genome assembly
AUUAACUUUUAUUAAUUUAAACAAACAAACAAAAAGAAAAACAAAACAAAAGAAAAAAAGAAAAGAAAACAAAUCAAUUUUCAAUUAUUCAAUUAUUUAUUGUUUUAUUUAUUUACUUUUAAAUAAACAAAAAAAAACAAAAAGAAAAGAAAAGAAAAAAUAUUUUUUAUAAAUAUGGAUUCGAGUUCUGAUGGAUCAUCGAUCAGUGAAUCAACACUUACUUCUGGAACAUAUACUUUACCAGGUGGUGGAAGUUCACAAAUUCAACGACGUGAUUCAAUUUCUUGUAAAUUUGAACCUUCUAUUAUUUAUACACCAAAUUAUAACUACAGAAAAAACGAUACAUACGAAAAUUAUCGUCCACUUUCAGCUCCAAAAACUUAUUCCAAUCAUCGUUUACAAGUGAUGAAUUCAGAUCUUUUAAUUAAGUAUCCUGAAUUGGAUUAUUCACAUGAAAAUCAUUCACCACAGCCUUAUGAUAUACAAAUUCAAUCUAAUAGAAACUAUAAUAUCCGAUCAAGUUAUGAAAUUGAAUUGAAUAAAUAUAAACAUUCUAGUAAUAGAAACAAUUCUAGUAAUAGAUCCCAUUCAAGAUUCAAUACAAUCACAGGAUCCUUUAAUCAUAAAUCAUUGAAUGAUGGAUUGAAAUUUUAUUCAUCAGUAAGAUCUCGUUCCAAUCCAUUUAAAGUAGACUAUCAUCAAGGGAAUAUAUCUGAUACUCAUGAUCGAUAUAGUUUCCUUCAUUCAGGUAAUGAAUCACAUAGACGUCCACUUCUUUCUAAUUUACAAAAUCAAUUAAAUCCCCCUCAUACAAAUGAUGUAUCAAGAACAUAUAGACCAUUAAGUAGUCAUGAAAAACAUUUAUCAACACGUUCACUUUGUUCAAGAUUACCAUCACAGAAACAUCUUGAACAAACUAAUGAGAUUGGUUUAUAUAAAACUGCAAUGUUUGUUAUUCCUGCACCUACUUCUAAUUCUUUACCGAAUGUACAAAAUGAUGAUUUUAUAUCUUAUAGAAAAAAUCCCAUGAAUCAAUCAGUUCAUUAUUAUAAUCAUAAUCGUCGUCAUCACCAUCAUCAUCAUCAUCAUCGACACAGAGAUAACAGUGAUGGUUGUCUAAAUACUAAAUAUAAUGAAAAAGUACGUACUUAUAUUUGUAAAGGAUGUGGACGUUCAUCGUUGAAACGUAAGAAAGUGAAAAAUUCAACUUAUUCUCUUGGUAAUUCAUGUAUAUCAUUAGAUAAAUGUUCAACUCCCCAAUUUAUUCAUUCAACUAACAAUAAUAAUAAUAAUAAUAAUAAUAACAGUCAUCAUUCUCAUCAUGAUAUAGAAGAUGAUUAUGAACGGAUUAUAUUUCAAUCCCCUGAAUAUUCCCAAGAUGAUCAUCGAUAUUAUACAUCAAUGGAUAGAAAAUCUUAUAAUCUCAAUAUAAUAAGUAAUAAGUCUCGAUCUAAUGUCAUUCCAAAUAGUAAUGUGAAUAGUUUAAAUCAAAUUGAAUUAUAUGAUCAUUUAUCAAAAAAUUUAAAAUCUUCACAUCAAAUAUCUAAAUUAGAUUGUAAUAAAAUUAUAGUUGAUAUUAAACCAAGACAAAUGAAUGAAGCGGAUAAACAACAACAUAUAACUCAAUGGAUUCAACUUGGUACAUUAGGUGAUACACCUAGUUCACCAACUAUAUCACCAUUACCACCUGAUGAAUAUCAAGAUAAAGAUUUUAUGAUACAUUCAUCAAGAUAUUCUGAGGAACAAGUUAAUGAUAAUAAUGAUAAUGAGGAUGAGGAUGAUGAGGAUGAUGACGAUGCUAUUGCUAUAACUACUGAUAAUGAAGAAAAUCAAGAUUACAAUGGUUGGAUCCAUUCAAAAGUAAUCACCCAUAAUCAAGACAUGAAUAACAAGGAAUCAUCUUAUGAACAAUAUAAACAACAAGAAAAUCGUGAUGAUAAUGAUGAUAAUGAUAAAGAAGUGAAAAUACAAAUUAUUAAACAACAAACAGAUUUCAUUUUGAAUAAUGAAAAACAUGGAAACCUUCAUGAAGGUAAUUUAAUUAUUAGUCGACCAACAUCUGAAUAUACAAAUACUUCGACUAAUGAAAUCAAAUUAGAAUUUGUCAAUAAUCCAAAUCAUAAUCAUCAUCAUCAUAGUAAUUUUAGUAAUACUAAUUACACUACUGAUAAUGAAAUAAGUAGUAUAAAGAAUAAAAUAAUUAUGGAACCGAUGAAUUCAAACCCAAAUCUUCUUCUGAAUAAUUCACGUGUUAAAAAUACUUUAUCAUCUGAACCAUUGAAUGAACCAUCACCUCAAUCAACAUCUACAGAAGAUAUUACUUCUAAUUCUAAAUCUAAUCAUAAGAAUAAAUGUCAAAAUGAACGUAUUAUUACUAUUAAAGAUUUAAGUAGUUUAAAUGAUCCGACUAAAUCAUCUCUAGGUAAACAUUCUUCAUUAUUAAAUCCUAAUAUGGAUUCAAAUGAAUAUAAUGAUACAACAACAUCAUCAUCAUCAUCAUUGAAAUGUAUUCCAUCUAUAUUACCUAAACCAAAAUUAUAUAAUAUGAAUGAAAUCAGUAGUAUGGAAAAACAAAAAAAUCCUACAUUAAUUACAUCAGAAAUACGUUAUAUGAAUAGUAAAAUAUCAAGUCAUUUAUCAAAUACAACAAAUAUCAAUUCAUUAUUAUUAUUAAAUACAAAUUCUAAUCAUAUAGAAUUAUUAAAUGGUUCAACUGAACUAGCAACUGAUUUAUAUCCAAAUUUAGUGAAAACACGUGAUACACCAAUACCAAAUGUUAAAAGUUUAGUAACCUAUUUUACAGAAUUAAUUAAAGUUCAUACAGAUCUAAAUGAGAUCAAUCAUUCGAAUAAUAAUAAUAAUAAUGAUAUAAAUAAAGAAAAAGAUAAUAAUCAUUGUGAUAUUACUUAUAAUCAAUUUAAUAAUAGUAAUAAUAAUAAUAAUAAUGAUAAUGAUAAUGAUGAUUUAGAUAUACCAGCAAAUAUAUCACCAUUUUUAUUACAUCAUGAAACACCUAUUGCAAGAGAACGUCGUUUACAAGCUGUUGAAAUGUUAAGACGUCGUUCAACAAUUCAUAUGACAUAUGAUCGUUAUAGAGUAUUUCCACCUGGUUACAGUACUUCAACAUCACCAUUAUUAGAAAAAUUCAAUCGUAAUAUAAUAAAUAAUAACAGAGAUGACUGUAAUACUACUAAUAAUAAUACUGACAAUAAUAAUAAUGAUGUUUGUAAUGGUAAUAAUAAUGAUAAUAAUAAUGAAAACAAUAAUCAUAUAUUUAUAAAGCAACAUAAUAUUGAUCCUAUUCAUCGAUCCGUUUCAUCACCAAAAUAUCAAGUACGUAUGCAAGCCAAUUUACAAAAAGAUUCAACAGCUAUAGUUGCUUAAUAGAUUCUUUUUUCGGGGGUGAGAGUGGGGGUGGAAAUUAUUUUAAUACAUUUAUAUAACACAUAGAUCAUUAAUAAUAAUAAUCAUCGACUGUUGUUUUUUCUUUAUAAUUUUUUAUCUCUUUGGCAUCAACUCCACCCUUUUUGAAAUUUUCUCGGUCAUUUUUUCUUUUUUUCUUUUCAUUCCCUUUUUUUAUUUCAUUUUUAACUAUAAUUUUUAAUUAUUCCGUUAUUAUCCAUGAAAGUUUUUGCAAUUUUUUUUUCGUAGUUUCUUCCCGCUCCCCAACUUUUCGUUUUUCUUUAUUUUUUUCUUUUUUCUUGUUUUUCAUUUCUUUUUGUUUCAUUUUAAGUUCAACAGAAUAGUUGAUUUUUUUUCACCUUAUGAACCAUAAUUUUAAAUCAAGUUUUGACUAUGGAUAGAAGUUUUUGUAUUUUUUUCAUUGUUUCUUCUCUCACCCCUUUUUGGUUUUUUCUUAUUUUUCUUUUUUUCUUUUUUUUACUCCUUUUUGUUUCAUUUCAAGUUCAACAGAAUAGUUCAGUUUUUUUUAACCUUAUGAACUAUAAUUUUAAAUCAUUUUUUUUAAUUAUGAAUAAAAAGUUUUUGUAUUUUUUUCGUUGUUUCUUAACCCCCACCCCCAAAAAACUUUUCAAUUUUCUUUUUCUUUUUUCUUUUUUCUUUCUUCUUUCAUGUUCAUAGUUCAAUAUUUUAUUUCAAGUUAAAGUCAUUUAAACAUAAAUAUCAAUAGCCAAUAAUGAUUUCAUAAUGUAUAAAUAAUUAAAAAAGCAAAACAAAACAACAACAAUAAAAAAAGAAAAGAAAAGAAAAGAAAGAAAACAACUUUCCAUAAUGAAAAUGAUGUCGUUUAGUCAAUCCAAAAAAAUAAACAAACAAACCUAAAAGUAGUCAAUACAGACUAAAGUGUUUUGAAAGAUUGAAAUUUAUUUUGAAUAAUUUAAUCAAACUUAUAAAUAAGAUAAUGAAAAGGUAUCUAAGUGUUUCAUUGAGAAAAAAUUUCAUAUCAUUUUAUAUCAUUCAUAAGUAAUUGUAACCAUCAAAAGGAUAACAACAGUACUCAUUCAAAAUAAACAAUACAGUUG